Spathaspora passalidarum NRRL Y-27907 is the source of this 2237-nucleotide messenger RNA. RefSeq lists its product as uncharacterized. Lineage: Eukaryota; Fungi; Ascomycota; Pichiomycetes; Serinales; Debaryomycetaceae. The record is from RefSeq and is a predicted model, not a curated record. Bases 382 to 1755 code for a protein of 457 amino acids. The transcript has a single exon.
CACUUUCUGAAAUACCAAAAGUUAUCGUCAAUAAUAAAGUCAAUCAAUCUGAAUAGAUUAGAGUAAUCGCUUGUUUGAGUUACCUAGAGAGUAGAACGAAGAGAGAGUUUGUGUUUUAGACCAGGCUGUGAUUUCCAACUUACCUUACAUUCGCUUAUAAAGUUUGAAGCCAGCUCAAUUUACAAGGGAUUUUUACCCCGCGCAACCAACUUUUACGACACCACCAAGAUAACUAUCAACAAUCAGUGUUUUGCUUCAGAACUUCUUACAUUCGCUUAUAAAUAUUGAUACUACGUAUACUACGAUCGCUGAGAACAUUCAACCCAGAGUUUAUACCCCUACCUCCCCCUUACUUUCGCUAUUAACUAGAAAUUUACACACAUGCCCAUAUCAACAGAGUUACCAUUAGGCACGGAUCCAGGUCAGUUGAUACCUCCACCACUACCAAUAAGCGAUCAAUAUAUAAGCCCGAUUCCUGGCGAUACCAUGGUUAUGCCUAAUUUCGAAUCUCCAAAUACGACAGGUGAUGCAUUUCCACCAAGUCAUAACCAUAUUGAACUAACACCACAAAUAAUACAAGGUGGUACAUUUCAAACCCCUAACCCUAAUGAGAGUCAUAUGAUACUGCAACUGCAGGUGAUUUAUCACACUACAGAAUUUGCUGCCCCAUAUGAUACCCCAGUUGUGCAUUACCAAGAUAGUCAUCAAUAUCACACUCCCAAGAAAGUUUAUCCACCUGCAGCACCAAUGUCGGUACCAUUACCUAGUACAAGUUCCUGGGAUGGCCAAUCUCCCAUAAUGUCGAACUUUGCACCACUACGAGAAUCAACUGAGGCUAUUGGUCUUGGAUUAUCGAUUGAGCAGAGUCAAGUGGAUGAUGUAAAAUCAAGAUAUAUACAGCAAGUAAAACAACAGGAAUACCACCGGUUAUUAAUGGAAACACAAAACCAACUACAAGAGAGUCAUGUCACACAUCCAGAACACCUGGAAAUAAUCAAUGAUGGAAGAAUGGAACUACGUAAUGAAGUGAUAACUGCGCCAGUUUCUGACAUUGGUCAUUCCGAUGGUGACAAGUCAUUUGCCGGAGCUAGUCCAACUACUAUUGAUGCAGUUUCGUCUCAAUCGUCUCCAAAUGCCGUUAGUGAAAGUAUCACAGAAGAAGAGCGUUUAUUUAAUGAGAUCUCCACACCAUUGAAUAUUAAAAAUGAAGAUCUCUUGGGUCAAUUUGUAGAUUUGGAAUAUGGAUAUCCUUCAUCUAGCAGUGACUUGGAUCAAGUGAAAAAGAAUUUUGAAUUUACUGACUAUUUUGCCAUUGAAGACAAACCGAAACAUGAUGGUAAGUCCAAGAAGAAGAAAGCAGGACCAAGCACAAAAGUAACCAAGAAAACAUUAAAGAAAUCACCAUCAUUCACGGGGAAUUCUUCCUCGCCGACAUUUAUUGUAAAUCAACGUUGGAACAAAUCUCAUAGUGACAUUCAAACCAAGAAAUUGGAAGCCUAUUCCAAGGCCAAUCAAUUGUCUUUUAAUGAGUGCUCGCAAAAGAUCCCUUUAUUUGCAUUAAGUAGUCACUAUUCGUUUGUCUAUGAGAAUGUUGAUACAAUUAAUGACGGCGAGACUCAUUUAGCUCGGUCUAAAUCGAGUAACAAUGUUAUGAUUGAUCAUGCAAAUUUUGAAAAGAGUUCUUCAAAUCAACUUAAAUCUUUAGAAUCAGGAUUAAUUGAAUUUAAAGUUGAUUUAAAAGGAUCUAAAAAGUGAUGAGGUUUCUUCAAUUCUACGUUUUGUUGUUUAUGUUUCGAUAGUUAUGUUGUGAUUAUUUAGGAUUUUCGAUUUUAAUUAGGAAUAGGUUUUAUAUUAUUAGAUGUGAGUAUUUUUUUUUUUUCAGUACGUAUUUUUUAUACUAGUACACAAUUAUGGUGUAAGUUAUAAAUUAAAACGUAUAUUCAUGACAAACUAGACUAAUUUACAAAUCUUUAUCUCUUGGAACGUAGUUGACUUGAUUGAGUGGACCCUUUCUAUAUAAUCUGUUCCAAUGGAAUUUUCCUUCGGUAGCGUAAGCAAAAUAAGUCAAUCCCGCUGGAAUAAGACCAGCAAAUAUUAAUAUGGUAACGGAGUUUCUAGGAGUUAAUCGGAAUCUAGUACCUUGUGUUUCUUUAAGCUUGUUGAACUUUUCAAAUUCAAUAUCUGGAAUUAAUGUCUUAGCCAUGAUUUGUACUUGUAUUUGUAUGAACCCUUUACCG